Messenger RNA from Meira miltonrushii, 1241 nucleotides. RefSeq names its product putative PRE2-20S core proteasome subunit. Gene Ontology annotation, cellular component: proteasome core complex. The transcript has a single exon. The record is from RefSeq and is a predicted model, not a curated record. Bases 69 to 1040 code for a protein of 323 amino acids. NCBI's taxonomy places the organism in Eukaryota, Fungi, Basidiomycota, Exobasidiomycetes, Exobasidiales, Brachybasidiaceae. Gene Ontology annotation, molecular function: threonine-type endopeptidase activity.
CGCGCAAGUGACAGACAAAGAAAGAAUAACACCAUUACACAACAUCUUCCCGUACCAUCAUACACAAAAUGAACUCUAUUCUUUCAAGAUUCGCUGGACCAAGUUCCAAUCCCUUGGGACAUGCAGAUGAUUAUGAAGGAUACGACCCGAGCGCAUUAUCCAACAAAGCAUCUUCAUCUAGCAAUGUACCUUCGUUCGACAUUCCAAGUACAGAUCCCGGAGCAUUCUUAUCACAAUAUACCGAUGUUGAUUCAACCAAUGCAAACGCACGUAUCAAGCUACAACACGGUACCACAACCUUAGCCUUCCGUUUCAAAGGCGGAAUCAUCGUUUGUGUUGAUUCUCGUGCAACGGCCGGUAGUUAUAUCGCUUCAGGAACGGUGAAAAAAGUUAUCGAAAUUAAUCCUUACCUACUCGGUACAAUGGCAGGUGGUGCAGCUGAUUGUCAAUAUUGGGAAACAUAUUUGGGUAUUCAAUGUCGAUUACAUGAAUUGCGAAAUAAGGAACGUAUUUCCGUAGCUGCUGCCAGUAAAUAUUUGAGCAAUUUGGUUUACAGUUAUAAGGGAAUGGGCUUGAGUAUGGGAACGAUGAUCUGCGGUUGGGACAAGACUGGGCCUGCGCUUUUCUAUGUUGAUUCCGACGGAACACGACUCAAAGGUGACGUCUUUAGUGUUGGUUCCGGUUCCACGUUUGCUUAUGGUGUUUUGGAUCAAGGCUAUCACUGGGACUUAAGCGAUGCUGAUGCACAAGAGUUGGGUCGCAGAAGUAUCUUUGCCGCUGCUCAUAGGGACGCAUACUCUGGUAACUCUGUAAAUCUAUACCAUGUUCGUGAAAACGGUUGGGAGUUCAUUGACAAUUACGAUGUGGCCAAAUUGCACUACGAAGGCCCAGGUGAUGAUGUUGCCGGUCAUACAGGAGGUGGAUAUGGUUGGAAUGUACGAACUGAAGGACUUUCUUCUGUCCUUCCUGCUGAAGCUGGUCAAGAUCAAGGUGGAGACGGAGGACAGCCACCCGUUCAAGCCGCUUCCGCAUCUACCUAAAGACGAGUAUUAAAUGGUGAAAGCGGUGUAGAUCAUGUACCUUGAAUAAAAUGCAUUACUACAAUCUACUAUUUAAUCAUCGCCAUCUAGCUCUGGAUAGUGACGGAAAACGCCGUUACUAAAGUGGAAGAAGGGAGAGGCAAGAAUGUCAGAAGAAGAUGCGGGGAUGCCCACCAAUUGAUAACACUUACCUGUACGCUU